UGCUGUAAGAUGAAUUUGGCUGGUGAAGAUGCUGGUGCUGAUAGCUGAAGAUGCUGAAAUUGAUAGCCAGCUAAAAUAUUAGCUAAGAUUUUAGCUAAUAAAGCGUUACCAUCACACAGGUCAUCUCUGUAAAUACUUAAAUGUAAGCUUUCUUUACAUAGUUGAGGAUUAGAGAAAGCAUUUGAUCAAUUUAAAACAUUUUUUCCCCUCGUUCCUUCUAAUAGUCAAAACUACACUGUUAUCAGGAUCAAUUUUGGAGUAUUCAAUAUGAUGAAGGGAAAGUGUCCUGUUUGUCAAUGACGAUGUUCUCCAAUGGUGGGAAAAUCCAGCCCUAUAGGCGGUUGUUUGCGUGUUUUCCAGAUAAUAUCAUCGCAAUACUCACGGCUGAUUACCUGCAUCAGGUAUAUCCAGCCAAUUAGAACAUGUCAGAGCUGGAGAAGAGGAGUGUGGUCCUCGGUCUCCACCCCAGCUUCAAGCGGAUCUGAGGAACUGUAGCGUUUUACUGCUAUAACAUUCUCUGAAUAUUCUAAUUCAGCAGUGAUGGUUGAUCCAGUAAUGUUAGAUUCUUUUCAUGCUUUGGAAGUUUUUGAGAGGAUCGAGAUGUGUAUUUUAGUCUUUUUUUUUUUCGUGCAAUCAUUUUUAUUUUGUUCCUUUUUUAUUAUAUUUUAUUUUUAUGGGUUUGAGUUUGAAAUAAACAUUGAAAUGAAUGUAAACUAAAAAGUUCACUUGAUUUCUUCAUGUGAUUAAAACAACUUGUGUUUUGUCAUUCUCUCAUGGUAGUGAUUAUUGGUUUCUGAGAAGGAUAAAAACAUUUGUGGAAAAAAUCUUUCAUAAUUCGGGGUUAAUACAUUCAAAGUCAUCACUAUACUUUGAAACGUGUGUCUAUUUAAGGUCUGUAUACUUUUUGUACAUUUUUCCCCGUGCAGUUUUCGGUUUCUGCUAAGAAUGUUCAUUGACUACAUUUCCCAUGAUGCCAUGGAGAGUGUACUCUUCCGGUCCUGCGCCGUUUCUGGAGCGGAUUGGAACCCGGAGUCAGGACUCGCUAAAUGAACGGUGUUUUGCGAAAAGGUAACGUCUUUUUGGGGCAUUAUUCUUGGACUUGUCGCUCAGUGGGCACGCGGUUUCACAGCGAAUGCGCAGCCGCAGUGGCGGGCUCCUCGCGCCGUCCCCCGAGCAGUCGUCGCCGCUCCCCGCCGGCCGCUGAAAAGCAUCGACUCCGGUUUGGGUGUUUGCGUCUCCAGUCCAGCCGCCAUGCCGACUGUUCUUUGUUACAUUCCGUGUGGCGGACUCGCUCAGAUCGGAGUUAAAACCCGGCUAGACUUUCGGAUCCGCUGAGCUGGUGGAUCCCGGCGGCUCCUCUGCCGAUCCACAGCAGCCCCUGCUGUCAGAGGAGCCGCGGAGCGGAGGCGCCGUCCGGCCGUCCGCCUGACGCGUUCAGGUGGAACUGAAGAGUUUCCCGUCACGCAGAUCUCCCAACAGUCACGUUCUGAAGCACUCCUAUAAGAAGUUCCUUUAUGACACGCAGACCUGCUGUCAGCGCUCUGUUGUUGGCGGGUAAAGGCUCCAUGUUCCUUCUCCUCCAUGCAGGUGGAGAUGAUGGCUGAGCAGACCCCAGAUGAGUUCAUCUGGUGUGAGGACUGUGGUCAGUACCACGACUCCGAGUGUCCAGAGUUAGGACCUCUCGUGACCGUCCAAGACUCCUUUGUGCUGAGCCGGGCUCGGUCUUCUCUACCCAGCAGCCUGGAGAUCAGAGAGGUGUCGAAUGGAGAGGAGGGAGUGUUCGUUCUCCGCCGGCUGGUCAAACGGACUCGCUUUGGGCCUUUUGAGGCCAAGCGGGUUUCCAGCGUGGAAAAGGAAGGAGCCUUUCCUCUGAAGGUUUUUCUGAGGGACGGCGUAGUGCUGUGUCUGGACUGCAGCAGUGAGGAGGACUGCAACUGGAUGAUGCUGGUGCGACCCGCCACUGACCACAGGCACCAGAACCUGACCGCGUACCAGCAGGACGAUGACAUUUACUUCAACACCUCCCAGGAUGUGCUUCCAGGAACCGAGCUGAGGGUCUGGUACGGAGCUUUCUAUGCCAAGAAGAUGGAAAAGCCCACGCUGAAACCUCAACUUCAGUCACUCAUGUCUCCCCCAGACGUAGCACCUUCAUGUGCUAAAAUAGAGACCUCAGAAACAAGUCAAUCCAAUAUGACGCCAGUGAUUGAAGACAAGAUUUUGGACAUCACUGUGAGUCCUAUCGGCCAGAAGAUGGUAACGGUGCUUCCUGUGGAAGCUCUUUUGACCCCAGAGGAGAACCUGCCUGCUCCUGAAGGGGGGGGCGGCACCCCUCGGCCCACCCGAAAGAGCGGCCCGAACCGAGGGAAGAGAGCGCGGGCGCGGAGGCUCGGGCCUUCAGCGGCAGCAAACCAAGUCAGAGAUGCGAGGCCCCCGGCGGCGAGCCCCGAGUCAGGGACCAGAGAGGUGACGGCAGACUGCAGGAACCUGCUGAGCUCGGCGGACAGCACGGCGGUCCUGAAGAGGCACAAAACGCGGGAACACAAACGGGUUUACCGCUGCUCUCUCUGCAACAAGAUCUUCCAGAACAGCAGCAACCUCAACCGGCACAUCCGAUCUCACGGUGACAAGCUGUUCAAGUGUGACGAAUGCCAUAAGCUGUUCAGCCGGAAGGAGAGUCUGAAGCAGCACAUCUCCUACAAGCACAGCAAGAAUGUGCCCGAUCAAGAGUACAGAUAUAAAUGCAACACCUGUGAGAAAUCCUUCCGCCUUGAAAACGCUUUGAAGUUCCACAACUGCCGCACAGAUGACAAGACGUUCCAGUGUGACAUCUGCUCGCGGUUCUUCUCCACCAACAGCAACCUCUCCAAGCACAAGAAGAAGCACGGCGAGAAGCUGUACUCCUGCGAAAUCUGCAACAAAAUGUUCUACCGCAAAGAUGUGAUGCAGGAGCACCACAGGAGACACAGCGUCGGACCAAAGCACAUGAAGAGAGAAGAGCUGGACACCAACGGAGAAGAAGGGUCAAAGUACAGGAAGGAGCCGUCUCCGUGUCCCAUCUGCGGAAAGGUGUUCUCCUGCAGGAGCAACAUGAACAAGCACCUGCUGACCCACGGCGAUAAGAAAUACACCUGUGAGAUCUGCGGCAGGAAGUUCUUCCGAGUGGACGUCCUCCGAGACCACAUUCACGUGCACUUCAAGGACAUCGCUCUGAUGGAUGAGCAGGAAAGAGAGGACUUCAUCAAGAAGAUCGGCAUCUCCGCUGAUGACAGCGAUGAAACCGACGAGGAUGAAGACGAAGACGAUCCUGAACACCACAAGUACAACUGUAAGAAGUGUCAGUUAUCCUUUGCAAAAGGACGAGAGUAUCUGAAGCACAUAACUGAGCAGCACAAGGAGAAAGGCUACGGCUGUGCCAUCUGCAACCGUCACUUCGCCCUGAAGGCCACAUACAACGCACAUCUGGUCAUCCACAGAGAGCAGCUGCCAGACCCCGCCGUGCAGAAGUACAUCCAUCCAUGUGAGAUCUGUGGAAGAAUCUUCAACAGCAUCGGAAACCUGGAAAGGCACAAGAUCAUCCACACGGGAGUGAAGAGUCACGGCUGUGAACAAUGCGGCAAAUCAUUCGCAAGAAAGGACAUGUUGAAGGAGCACCUCAGGGUCCACGAUGACAACAGGGACUACCUGUGUGCGGAGUGCGGUAAAGGCAUGAAGACCAAGCACGCUCUGAGGCACCACAUGAAGCUUCACAAGGGCAUCAAAGAGUACGAGUGUAAAGAAUGCAACCGCAAGUUUGCCCAAAAGGUCAACAUGCUGAAACACUACAAGAGACAUACAGGGAUCAAAGACUUCAUGUGUGAGUUGUGUGGGAAAACAUUCAGCGAGAGGACGACUCUGGAGACGCACAAACUCAUCCACACCGUUGGGAAAACGUGGAAGUGUGAGACGUGUGAUAAGAAGUACCUGACGGAGUACAUGCUGCAGAAGCACGUCCAUCUGACCCACGAAAAAGUGGAAGCCCAGUCCUGUCACCUAUGUGGGACCAAGGUGUCCACCCGCGCCUCCAUGAACCGCCACCUGCGCCGCAAACACCCCGACUCUGUGAUGUCCUUGAGGGGCGAGGACUUCGAUGACCUCCAGGAGAACUCUACAGUCAGUAAUUCCUCUGUCAGUAACGCAAAGUCCUCCCUGUCCCUGGAGAAGGACGGCAUGUCCCAGGACCGGCCUGCCCGACCUUCCCGGCAGCCCAAGAGGAAGCAGCGAGCCGUGGCCGAGCCAGAGCUCUCCGACCCCGACGACUAUGGUGACUUCAGCGAGCCCAGACAGGAGCCCAUUCCCGAAUUCAACACCGUCAUCGUCGGGGAUGAGACGGAGACCAACUCUGCCGUGCAGAACAUCCAGCAGGUGGUGGUCUUGGCCGACCCGAGCGCUCCAUCAGCCCACUCCCCCAACAGCUCUGUGGGGCUGACCAACAUCACCGUGACCCCCAUCACCAGCCACGCCCCUGCCCAGUUCACCAGCCUGCAGCCCGUCGCUGUGGGUCACCUGACUGCCGCUGACCGCCCACUCACGCUGGACAACUCCAUCCUCACCGUCACCUUCGACGCCGUCAGCGGUUCCGCCAUGCUCCACAACCGGCCGGCCGAGCUGGUGCCCGAGGCUGUGGGCCCUUCCGGCGGGGCCCCCCAGUCUGUCGCCCAUUUCAUCAAUCUCACCACUCUGGUCAACCCCAUGAGCCACCAGCUGGAGGCCCCGACUCUGGCCUGGAGGCCCGUACCGCCGGCCGAGGGCGGCCAGGUCACCCCGGUGGUGGAGGGCACCCAGAGUGAGAGCCAGGAGCCCCAGAGCCAGGGGGCGGAGCCAGGUCGGGGCAACCAGGGCCAGCCGUCCCCCCUGCAGCAGCAGAGCGGCUCUGCUCAGCAGAUGUUCAGCUACUGAGAUGGAUGGGGGGUGCGGGUCACCCCUCACUGGAGCGGAACAAAGCGUGUUUUCACCCUGAUGCCUCGCCGACCUCACGGAGACCAGUUAGUUAGUGUUUGACAGAAUUCUGUGUAAAUGUGGACAAAGUGGCUUCCUGUGAUAUGUUUGAAGGGAAACAAUCCCUGAUUUAGAAGUGACAAUACAAACCAAAGCAACAUGCUGAACAUUCAAAUGCCUUAGCAGCCUCAGAACAGAGAACCUGAACCGAACCACCACCAGGGUUACUGAUCAAACCUACGUUUGAAUCAUGUAUGCUGUAAUUAUUUCUGAUCUGAGCUCAAAAGAACUUUUUUAUUUAAAA
Molecule: messenger RNA, 5278 nt
Organism: Oryzias melastigma (Indian medaka)
Lineage: Eukaryota; Metazoa; Chordata; Actinopteri; Beloniformes; Adrianichthyidae
Gene: prdm15
Product: PR domain containing 15
Exons: 23
Coding region: 1582-4935 (1117 amino acids)
Biological process (GO): regulation of transcription by RNA polymerase II; cell fate commitment
Cellular component (GO): cytoplasm; nucleus
Molecular function (GO): histone deacetylase binding; RNA polymerase II cis-regulatory region sequence-specific DNA binding; DNA-binding transcription factor activity
Source: RefSeq, a predicted model, not a curated record